CUUUUCUUAUUCAAUUGCUGACGACACAAAUCAAAAAUCCCAAACUCUCUCUCUCUCUCUCUCUCCCCCAAAAUUCUAGGGUUUCGUAAACGCUACCCCUGAGGUCCCAAUUAUAUAUAUAAAACCCUAAUUAUUCUCGAUUUUGGGUGUCUAGGGUUCCGAUUUGCCCGAGGUUUUCUUCAAUUGGUGUUUGUUUGCCGAGAAAGUUUGCGUUUUUAGGGCUUUUUUUUCCUGGUUCGGAUUGACUGAGAUUGAUUUAUUAUUCUGUGUUUUUGGUUGUGGAUUUUUAAAAUUGGCGUUUGGCGGCGGAGGGAGUUUGGGUUUUGGGGGCUUGAUUGAGUGGAAUUGUUGUCUUUGGAUUGGCGUUUGGUUCUCGAGAUAGUUUGGGGGUUUAGGGUUUUGAUUUUUUUUUUAGGGGUGAAUUGAUGGCUUCGGCGGGUGAAGAUGACUUGGAGUAUGAGAGCGAUCCAGAGGAUGUGAAGCGAUCGUUGUCGAUGCGGAGGAGAGAAGCGAGUGAUGAUGAGGAAGCUGAAGAAGAGGGGAGAGAGAAGACGAGGGUGGAUCCGAGGGUUGUGAUUCAUUCCGAUGAAUCGGACGGUCAGGGCGGGGUUGCGGAGUAUGAUGACGACGAAGAAGAAUUGGACGAAGAAGAGUUAUUAGAGGAAGAGGAAUUAGUGGAAGAGGAAGAUGAAGGACUUGUUGAGGAAGAAGAAGUGGGGGUGUAUGAGGAAAGAGUUAGCGGUGGUGGUGAAGGAGAUGCACGUGUUGGGGUUGAGAAUUCGGCGGUUGCUGUGGUGAAUCAAAGCAAAGUGCACGGUGAGGAAAGGCGGGCAGUGGAUGAAUCGGCAGAGGGGCAAGCGGAGGGUCAGGAUGGGGAGGAAGAUGAGGAGGAAGAGGUAGAGGAGAAGAAGGAGAAUGAGCCCUUUGCGGUACCCACUGCCGGAGCUUUCUAUAUGCAUGAUGAUCGAUUUAGGGACAAUGCUGGUGGUCGACCCAGGCGGACGCAUGGUGGAAGGAGGCUGUGGGAGUCCAAAGAUGAUCGUAAAUGGGGGCAUGACAAGUUUGAGGAGAUGAAUUUGCAGGAAAGGCAUUAUGACGAGGGUCGGAGAAAUUCCAAGGCUCAUUAUCGAGGCCGUGGUAAAAGUCGAGGUACUGAUCGAGGGUAUCCAAGAGGGAAUAGGUCUAAAGCAUUUAACAAUAAUAAUCAGAGCCAAGCACCUAAGGGUGUGAGGGGGAGAGGGCCUAGACGCUAUGAACCUACCUAUAGAAACAGAAGUCAGGCACCUCAAACUGAAAACAGACAGUCUGGGAAGCCUCUUGAGAGAACUUCCCAUGCUAACUCUGGGAGAGCUUUCACAUCCACCUCAAAUGUGGAAUCUGAUCCUGUUCCUGAGAGGAGACAAGUGUUCUCAAGCUUGAACUCUGCUUCUCCUCCAUUUUACCCUUCAGGCUCUUCCAAUAAAGACAUCGCACUGACGCAGAAAAGGGAUGUUCAAGCAGGUAGUUCCUACAGAGGUCUUCACCCAGCUGUGAUGGAUGACAGUUCUUCUGUCCAACAAACCAAUUCAUUGCUGCGGGGGAAGAAUAUAGCUGAAUCUGUUGGCAUGGACAAGCUUUACAUUGAUGAUUCCAUCAACACUGGUGCUGGGAAGCCUUUGUCUAAUAUGCAAAUGCCACUUUCUGGAUCGUCAUUAGUCAAUACUACACAAUCUCCUCCAAUCAGGGCUCAGGGAAGGGGUUUAUCUAUCCCAGGACAAAUGAAUUAUCAACCGGGCCCGCCUCAUAAUCAAGUCAAUAGAGUUUUUUCUUCAACACAACUCCAUUCUGUUCAGAAAGGUCCUGCUCAAAGUAGAGGUCAUCCUCCUGCACAGCAGUCAAGCCAGCGGCCUGGUAGUGGUUCUCAAUCUUCCUCCCCACCAAAAACAGCUCUUUCAAUAAAUUCUAACGAAUCUGGAGAAGCCGAAUCUCCUUCAGAGUCAAAUAAAUCUAAAAGUGCAUUGGUUGGAAAGGGAAAAGCCAAUACACAAGGUGCUGGAAGGGGAUCUUUUAUGUAUGGUGGGGUUCAGGUUAUGGGAGCUACUGGGAACAUGACAGUUGGUCAUGGAGAUCAAAACUUCCCUGGAACUCCAGCCUUUUUGCCAGUAAUGCAAUUUGGAGGCCAGCAUCCUGGUGGUGUUGGAGUUCCUGCUGUUGGCAUGGCGUUCCCUGGUUAUGUUGCUCAACCACAACUUGGUUUGGGAAAUUCUGAGAUGACAUGGCUACCAGUUUUGGCAGGUGCAGCAGGAGCUUUGGGGGCUACAUACUGUUCACCAUAUAUUGUUGACGGUGCUUAUCAUGCUCGCCCUUCAGGGCAGACAUCUUCCGUGGGUGCCUCAAGCAAAGAAAAUAAUUUGAACAAGCCCAAUAAUGAAUGGAAGCCUUCACAGAGGCCUGAACUUGUAAGCGAUGAAUUUGGGCAGCGACAAAAUAAGCCCCGCAGAUAUUCAGAGAUGAACUUUGGAAAGUGAAGUACUUAGAUAUGGAUCCUGUUCUAAUAAGCAGAUAAAGGUUUAAUACCGCCCAAUUAAACUUUUGUGUUGUCUGGGUGUCACAAAAUUCUGAGUUGUGAUUGCUUGGUGCUGCAGGCCUUCCUCCAGGCCCUUUGUGAUCUCCAGCCUUUGUUCUGGAGCACUUUGGGCCGCAAUAGGUUUCAUGAUAUUUUAGUUAUAUAUGACAAACACCUGCUCAUGCUGCACUAAAUAAUUUAAAAACAAUAUUGUGGCUUGACGGGUGGCAGUUCCUUUUUAAACUUGCGGUUUUCUUGUGGUUUGGGUUUUUUAUUGAAGCUUGUGAGAAAUGUAAGCCAGCUUCCAAAACUAUAAAGAAAAGGGAAAAAGAACAACAUUUAUUGUGCAGCAGCUGUUUGCUUGGUGGAGUUGAAUUCUUCUAUUUAUUUAUAUAAAUGGUUUGGGGUUUUUAUUAUUUUUUUCCUGACAAUAACAAGUUAAGUUUAUUGAGAGACCCUUUCCAUGUAUGGGAUUUUUCUGGAGUUGACUAUGCUGUGGGGAUCUUGCGGUUAGAGUUUUAGUUGAUCAUGGGACUUUCAUAAUAGUAUUUGGUGUAAUGAAAGGGUACUUGAUGUUUUAGUGAGCUAUUAUCUGUGAUUACUGAUGUUUUUCUAGGUAAUGCAACGCUUGGCAAUAAUUAUUCUG
This is a messenger RNA of Quercus lobata, 3191 nucleotides long. Its product is annotated as CASC3/Barentsz eIF4AIII binding protein. The transcript is spliced from 11 exons. The record is from RefSeq and is a predicted model, not a curated record. The coding region runs from base 426 to 2507 and encodes 693 amino acids. Gene Ontology annotation, biological process: mRNA processing. Gene Ontology annotation, cellular component: exon-exon junction complex. Gene Ontology annotation, molecular function: mRNA binding. Lineage: Eukaryota; Viridiplantae; Streptophyta; Magnoliopsida; Fagales; Fagaceae.